This is a messenger RNA of Diabrotica balteata, 3328 nucleotides long. The record is from the annotation of a GenBank genome assembly. NCBI's taxonomy places the organism in Eukaryota, Metazoa, Arthropoda, Insecta, Coleoptera, Chrysomelidae.
UUAUUUUAUCACCGAUUUACUAAAUGGAUUGAAGCUAAUAUAAUACAUUUUUAAUAGGUAUACCCAAAACAUCAUUAAUAGGACUCACGACAAGUCGUAGCUCAGCGGUUCCUCCUCUCGUAAAUUCUGGACCUUCGUCCACUUCGAGCAUCUCUUCGCUGACAUCCUUUAGUUCCGAACCGAAGACUCCGUUGGCACCGGGGCGAGCCAAAUGCAACACUAUACUUCACCUUUUUGGGGAGUGGCUCUUCGAAGCUGCUUUCAUUGGUUGUGAACUGUCACAAAAAAAUACUGGAGAACCCAAACGUCCUAACUCGUUUAUCAUGGAUGGUAAAUCGUCUAUGAACUUCUCCCAACCUGGUUCAAUGACCGAUUCAAGCGAGUUACCUUCCGGUCUAACCAUAGAUAAAUACGAAAGCGGUAGAGCAGAAGCUUUGGGUACUCUAUGCCGGAUAAUGUGCGCGAAAAAGACUGGCGAAGAAAUUUUACCGGUUUAUCUUGCUAGAUUUUAUUUGGCAGUACUUCACGGUUUGAAAGUACCAUCGAAUAGAGAAUGCGGAGAAUGCAUGGCGGCAAUUCUAAUCAAUUCGGCGAACCUAUUCCAUUUAGACUUGGACGGUGUCAGAAUCCUAAUGCCGGCGUUUAUAUCGGCGCUCGAAGUCGUGCUACCGGAAAAAGAUUUGAGGUUAAGCAACAAUAUAAACAAGAUAGAGCUCAGGAAGUCGUCCAUUCAGCUCUUGCUGUCCAUGUUGGUGUUGCCGCUACAUUUUCAGAGUGUUAUCAUUAAAGAAUUAAUCAACACAGGUUCUAACGAAAAACCCAUCACAUUCCUUCAACUAAAACCUAAAUUAAUGAAUUUAUUGAUGAAUGCUCUACAAAUUGAAUCAGAUCCUCAAAAUACGCAUAUGCUCUUAGGAGGUCUUUUCCUCUGUGUGCAAGAUUCGGCUAUUUUUGAAAAAGUCGAACAGGUUACUCUAGCUUCCACUGAAGGUUCUAAUCUUCUGAGUUCAGCUUCUGACACAGCAAGUAUGGCGAGCAUGGCUAGCAGUGAUCGUUCUACAACACCCGAUCAAUUUGGUUCCAAUGAUUAUGAUCCACUAUUGCUCCCUUUAGAUUCAGCUCAUGCUUUGUUUGUAAGAGCUACAUAUCUGGUUUGCCACCGUUUGAUAUCGUCGUGGAAAACGGACUUAAACGUCUCUCUUGCAGCUUUAGAACUAUUGUCUGGGUUGGCUCGAAUUCACAUCAAAGGAUCAGAUGCCAUGGAGUGUAAAAGAGCUGUCAAAUGGCUUUGCGAUUAUAUAAUUUCGCAAUGUUCGAGACCUCCUCCGGCUCAUUCAAAGGAUCUCCAUUCAACUAUAGUAGCUGCUUUCCAGUGCUGUUCAGUAUGGCUAUUAGAGCACCCGUAUUUGUUACGGGAUAAGGACUGCCUAACAACCGUGUUGGAAGUUGCUGAGUUGGGAAUAUCAGGUACCAAGUCGAUCGGAAAACCUGGCGAGCCGAUCAAAAUGAAAGAAGAAAAAGAUCUGAAGCCGGCCUCUAUGAGAGUGCGAGAUGCGGCCGAAAGUCUUCUGACCUGUGUUCUGGAACAAGUCUUCUAUUUUCCUAGCGAAUGCGGUCCAGAGUCGAUAUCUUCCUUGUUGGACGAAUUGUCGUUGUUAAAACAUUGCAACUCCUGGCCAAACACUUGCAAUGAUCAGUCAGCAGCAGUGGAAAAGUUUAGGUACUUCGUUACUGAAGGAUCUGUAAUGUUGGCUCUUCUGGAGGAACCUCUCGGAAACGAUAAGGAUCCCCAACCAACGGUAACACUGUUGAUACGAGGUCCUUUCGGCCGACAUGCCUGGACCAUGCAGCUGCGGCACCUACCACGACACAAGUCGGGAACGAAGUACCACGCCCACAACGCCUGUCGGCCAGUGGUGAUGCAAGAGACUCCCGUAAGACCGGUGGUUAAGCAAAAAUACUUUCCCGAUAGCGUAGAAAGGGUUAUGCAGUGCAAAGUAGACUUAUCCAUUCCAUCUUUAGAAUCAGUAUUAUCCGAAGACGAAAACAUUAAGAAGGAAAUUGACGUUAUACAGCAACUUGUCAACCGACAAGCCUCAGUCGAAAAUAAUAUACACCAGUCACAAGUUCAGGAUAAUUUAUCAGACUAUGCACCUCCUCCAGUGUGCCACGAAUUCCAGACAGCACGUUUGUUUUUGUCUCACUUUGGAUUGCUCUCUUUAGAUGAAGCAGAGAACGGACAAGAAGAAAAUGGACAUCUAGCGGUCAUAGACAGUAGCGCAAAUGAUUUUUGCAACGAUCUCGCCCUGUUAGACAACAUGAGUCCGCGAACGUGCGAUACCGUACACGUUUUUUACGUAAAAUCGCAGCAGAGCCACGCUCAGGACAUAGUAGGCAACGUUUUGAAUGAACAUGAGUUGUCUCCCUAUUUUUCGGAGUUCAUCCACACUUUGGGGUGGCCCGUUGAGGUUAGCAGUCAUCCAGGUUGGACCGGCCAUGUUUCUACCAGCUGGAAAAUAGCACCUGUGACUGACCAUGAGUGUACCAAGAAACAGAAAUUAUAUGACGGUUCAAGUCACGUGUUGUAUUGGGCUGAUGCCUGCUCUGAAAUCGCUUUCGUCAUUCCAUCUCAGUGUAAACCACCAGAAGUAACGACUGAACAGUCAAGUUUUAACUCAAACAACGUUUCAUCUUGGAGUGAUAAGCCUUGGUCUGAUAAAAGAGCAUUGAGUUUGGACUUGGACAAACAACCAGUUCCACCAAAGAGGAUGUCGCACAAGUCCAUAUUACACCCACACACUAAUACAAAAAUAAUGGUUGUAUGGCUGGAAAGUUUCGAAGAUCAUCUGACUUUACCGAUAAGUGAUCUUCUCAAUUCUAUGAAUACCGGUCUAGAAAAAGGAACCAACCAAAAAACAAGCGAUGUUUUAGUGAUUUUUCUACAUAUAUUAUCCACAGGCUUAUUGAGAGUUCAUCUGCAAGGACCGACCGGCAGAGUUGGACUGGCUUCUCCUCUAGUAGAUGGUAUGGUUGUUAGCAGAAGAGCUUUAGGGCCAUUAGUUAGACAUACUGCUAUGAAUAUGGCUAGAAGAAGAAGACUGGACUCGGAUAGUUAUCAACCACCACACCUGCGAAGAAGAUUAAAAAUCCAAGAAAUUGUCCAGAAAUAUAAGAGGGAAAUGAGCAAACCCGAAUUAUUGACUUAUUUGUUUAGUAGUACUUAAUUUACUUCGUUAAUUUAUUUAAAUAUUUUUUAUUUAUUGUUAAAGUAUUAAAAAUGUAUUUAUUAUUUACCCUAUUUUAUAAUUAAAUAUAAUUAAAAACAUUU